This is a messenger RNA of Penicillium lagena, 717 nucleotides long. RefSeq lists its product as uncharacterized. NCBI's taxonomy places the organism in Eukaryota, Fungi, Ascomycota, Eurotiomycetes, Eurotiales, Aspergillaceae. The record is from RefSeq and is a predicted model, not a curated record. Bases 1 to 717 code for a protein of 238 amino acids. The transcript has a single exon.
AUGGCCGGUGACAAGUCCGUUUCCAACGAUGAGAAGAAGGUCUCUCGCCAGAAGGCCUGUGAUGAGUGCAAGGCCAAGAAGAAACGUUGCACGCACUACCUGGGUGCUGAGGUCGCUGCCCCCGCUGCGUUCAAGUCCGCACCCGCUCUCAACGCCGGGCGUCGCACCGCUGCUGCUGGCAUUGACGCUACUUGCAGUGCUGCCGACAACGCGGCCACGAUCGCUACCAACAAUCAGCGUCGCAUCAACCUGGAUGUUGAGGUUGGUGCUAUCCUGACGGCCAUCGAGGCCGGUGAGUAUGAUCGCCAGGAGGGAAACUUGUCUGAGGCUUCCACUCUGUCCGAGGAGCCCGAGGAUAUCCCCUGGGAUUCCACCGAGAGCCGCAAGCGUGGCCAUUCUACCCUGUCUGAGGAGCCUGAGGGCAUCGCCACGGGCCUCACCCUCGCCUUGAAGCGCAAGCGUGGUCGUCCCUGCAAGCCCAUCGUCGCUCCCAAGCCUCGUGCUCUUCCCGAUGUCCCCGAGGAUGCUCUCGAGGCGGCCAGCGCCAUGGCCGUUCACAAGGUCUUUGCCAAGGAGCUUCAGGACAAGCUGGGCGAGUUCGACAUGCAGGUUCAGGCUAGUAUGCAGGCUCACAAGUCCACCCUGAACGCCGCCAACUCGGUUCGCUGCACAGUCGACAACUGGCUGGAGGCCUGGGUCAAAGGUCUUGCCAAGUGA